Messenger RNA from Ochlerotatus camptorhynchus, 1216 nucleotides. It is a transcript of the gene cpb, whose product is annotated as F-actin-capping protein subunit beta. The record is from RefSeq and is a predicted model, not a curated record. Gene Ontology annotation, cellular component: cytoplasm; F-actin capping protein complex. Gene Ontology annotation, biological process: regulation of lamellipodium assembly; negative regulation of filopodium assembly; barbed-end actin filament capping. NCBI's taxonomy places the organism in Eukaryota, Metazoa, Arthropoda, Insecta, Diptera, Culicidae. The transcript is spliced from 4 exons. Gene Ontology annotation, molecular function: actin filament binding. Bases 170 to 997 code for a protein of 275 amino acids.
GUUUGAUGGUAGCCCUAUCAUACGAUUUGUCACGUAAAGUCUUCAUUUUAAUGUACUCGUAAAAAAUAUUUCCUAUUUUCACUUACUUUCAAGUGCAUACGAUUUAAUAGUUUGCUCAAUUGCGUUUAAUUCUUUUCUGUGAUAAGCUUUUCUAAAGGAACAUAUAAAAAUGACGGAACAGCAAAUGGAUUGUGCAUUAGAUUUGAUGAGACGGCUUCCCCCUCAGCAGAUCGAAAAAAAUUUAAUUGAUUUGAUCGACUUAGCUCCAGCUUUAUGUGAAGAUUUAUUGACAUCUGUCGAUCAGCCUUUGAAAAUAGCUAAAGAUAAGGAAACGGGAAAAGAUUACUUGCUCUGCGAUUACAACCGGGAUGGUGACUCAUAUCGGUCUCCAUGGUCAAAUACUUAUGAUCCACCACUAGAAGACGGUUCUAUGCCUUCGGAACGCCUUCGGAAGCUAGAAAUUGAGGCAAACCACGCAUUUGACCAAUAUCGCGAAAUGUAUUACGAAGGUGGUGUUUCUUCUGCAUACCUUUGGGACUUGGACCAUGGAUUUGCCGGAGUGAUCCUUAUAAAGAAAGCCGGAGAAGGAAAUCAAAAGACCAAAGGAUGCUGGGAUUCAAUCCACGUAGUUGAGGUGCAGGAAAAGAGUUCUGGAAGAACAGCACACUAUAAGCUUACUUCCACUGCGAUGUUAUGGCUGCAGACACAUAAGCAAGCAUCUGGAACCAUUAACUUGGGAGGCAGUUUGACUAGACAGGUUGAACAGGAUGCACCGGUCAGCGAAACCAGUCCGCAUAUUGCUAAUAUUGGCCGUAUCGUGGAGGAUAUGGAGAAUAAAAUUCGCAAUACUUUGAAUGAGAUAUACUUUGGCAAGACUAAAGACAUAGUCAAUGGAUUGAGAAGCAUUCAAUCGUUGGCUGACGCAAACCAACAAGCUUCUUUGAAAAAAGAACUUGCAGCUGCACUACUUCGACGAACUGGUAAAGGAGAAAAUUAAAAUAUCAAUGCCAACUGAAAUCAUCGUCAUGCGCUGAAAUUAUAUAUUUUGAUGCUGUUGCUGUGCUGUUGUUCGCUUGAUGCAAAGGCGAAAUGAUCGUGGAACUCUCUUAUUUCGAAUGGAUAGGAAUAAUAUCUACACAUGAAAGCAAAUGGCGAUGUUUGUAAUUCUAAGGAUAGCGAAUAAACAAUAUUUUAAUGGUGUUAAGUAUAGAGAAAA